AUGCCUGAGAAUCAUCAGGCCAGGACAGCGACGGCUCAGUGUGCCUGGACUGACACCGUUGCUCAGUGGGGCCUUAACCAGCGUCGCGGCUCUCGUUGUCCAGCGCUAGCACAGGAGACAAACAGGGAAGUGCCCUCGGAGCCCGAAUUGAGCGGAGGCGGAUGGAAGCCCGAAUGA
Molecule: messenger RNA, 177 nt
Organism: Alternaria burnsii
Lineage: Eukaryota; Fungi; Ascomycota; Dothideomycetes; Pleosporales; Pleosporaceae
Exons: 2
Coding region: 1-177 (58 amino acids)
Source: RefSeq, a predicted model, not a curated record